CGUUCGAGUUGGGGGAGAAACUAGAGAGAGAGAGAGAGAGAGAGAGAGAGAGAGAGAGAGAGAGAGAUGGGAAGAGAAUGCAGAUGCGUGGAGUGUGGGUACAGAGUCAAAUCCUUGUUUGUUCAGUACUCUCCAGGGAACAUUCGCCUCAUGAAAUGCGAAAGAUGCAAGGAAGUAGCAGACGAGUAUAUCGAGUGUGAACUCAUGAUUGUCUUUAUUGACUUGGUUCUUCAUAAACCAAAGGCAUACAGGCACGUUCUUUACAAUGUGCUUAAUAAAAAAGCUGUGAAUAUUCAGCAUCUAUUAUGGAAGGCGGUCUUUGCUAAUCUUCUUAUAGAUGCCUAUAGAAGCUUGCUACUGAGAAGAAACUACGAGAAAACGAGUCUUUCCCAUAGCUUUGUUUCUACAGUUGUGAAGGUCAUGAUCGACAUCCUUUCUGCAAACAUUGUAUUUAUCUGUUCUUUCGCUCUCGCAGCUAAGAUCAUGCUGCAUCUCUCAUUUGAUGGCACCAGAAAGAGAGAGAUUCUUUUAGGAAUCCUGAUUUCCAGCUACUUCAAGAUCUUUCUGCUUGCUAUGAUGGUCUGGGAAUUCCCUGCUUCUGUGAUCUUCAUCGUCGAUAUAUUCGUCUUAACAUCGAACUGUGUGGCUCUCAAAGUGAUGGCGGAACCAUCCACGGGCAAAUGCAUAGCAGUCUGUUUCAUCGCCCAUUUGGUGAGAUUGUUGGCUCUUCAAUUGCGCGAGUCGAGGUCAUUGGGGCACUUUGAUUUGUAAUAUGCCUUCUUUGUUUCCGGUAUCGUAUGAUUGGAUACUCUUCUUACAAGACUUGUAUCUUCACAAAAAAACGGUAUCUUGAUGUCCCUGUUCUGUGGGAUUGAAUGGAGGUCAGGUCAGGUCGGAAUGGCAUGUGCGGUGUGUUAUUGUAAUUAUCUUGAGGUGGAAGGUUAUUUUUGUAAUCUGCCACAACUCUUAUUCCCACGUUUUUCACGUGUGAUCCAAGAUUCAUUCUCUA
This is a messenger RNA of Tarenaya hassleriana, 1009 nucleotides long. RefSeq names its product protein arv1 homolog. The record is from RefSeq and is a predicted model, not a curated record. Gene Ontology annotation, biological process: intracellular sterol transport; sterol metabolic process; regulation of plasma membrane sterol distribution. Gene Ontology annotation, cellular component: cortical endoplasmic reticulum; Golgi apparatus. The transcript has 9 exons. Bases 67 to 771 code for a protein of 234 amino acids. Lineage: Eukaryota; Viridiplantae; Streptophyta; Magnoliopsida; Brassicales; Cleomaceae.